AUGGUAUUUUGUAUAAAUAAUAAAGUGAACCAAGAUGAGAAGAUAAAGUCUAAGCUGGAACCCGAAACUCAGCAAGGAAUUUUUAAAAGAAUUUUAUUCGAGUGGAGAAAUAUUUCGAUUCUGCUCUUCCUCUACACAUUGCAAGGCGUCCCCGGUGGUCUAGCCGGAUCAAUUCGUCUUCUUCUCCAAACUCGUGGCACAAAUUACUCCGACCAAGCCAUUUUCUCGUUAGUUAGCUGGCCUUUCAACUUGAAAUUAUUAUGGGCCCCACUGGUGGAUGCCAUUUACUGGAAGCGCAUGGGAAGAAGGAAGUCAUGGCUCGUACCGGUUCAAUAUCGUAUUGAAUAUUUACGCAUUGUGCCAAAAAGUGACGUGGGAGUGGUCACUUUAUCCGGUUUUAUGUUCACGUGGUCAAUUAUUUACUUUGUUUGUACGACGCUCAUUUUCAUCUGCAAGAAAGAGGAGGAUGCAGAUCCAGAGAUUGAAAGUGCUGAAGUGGACGAGGACAAAAGGAAUUUAGCCUUUGCUGCAUCUGUUCUCAAUGAUUUCAAGCUGGUAGAAGCUGGAUUGUCCAAAGAGGUUUUGGCACAGCUCUCCGUUCCGUUAGCACCACUUGGACUUCUGAUCACUGUACUAAUGACAAAGUGGACGUCGGGACUGCGGCCAAUGAGUCUAUUUAGAAAUACUUAUGGUCUCACGUAUGCAGAUAAACAGGCAGAGUUUGCUCAUAACGAUAUAAAUUUUGACCCACCAUUUGUAGGUUGCUCUCGACAGAUUUGUUUCACAUGUACGGGUGUCGCUCAGGUUGCAUUUAUCACGAAAAUCAGCGAUCCGGCGUAUGGUGCAACUUACGCGACAUUAUUCAACACCGGAAUAAAUGUGGGGGCAAUCGGGUCUGAAGCGGUUUCCCUUUGGUUGGUUGACCCCCUCACAGUGAAGUCUUGCAGCUCUGACGGAUUGUGUUCCACCGUGUUCGAUGGCUACUAUGUUGAGACGAUAGCUUGUGUGAUUAUGGGUGCUGGCUGGUUUUACUUCUGGGGAAAUAAGGCCAUCACGGAGCUACAAGAGAAGCCUGAAUCUGCAUGGAAAUUAGGGACACUACGAAAUGAGUGGCAGGCUGUAUGA
Molecule: messenger RNA, 1125 nt
Organism: Folsomia candida
Lineage: Eukaryota; Metazoa; Arthropoda; Collembola; Entomobryomorpha; Isotomidae
Product: acetyl-coenzyme A transporter 1-like
Exons: 4
Coding region: 1-1125 (374 amino acids)
Cellular component (GO): membrane
Molecular function (GO): acetyl-CoA transmembrane transporter activity
Source: RefSeq, a predicted model, not a curated record